Molecule: messenger RNA, 1329 nt
Organism: Archocentrus centrarchus (flier cichlid)
Lineage: Eukaryota; Metazoa; Chordata; Actinopteri; Cichliformes; Cichlidae
Exons: 2
Coding region: 86-1003 (305 amino acids)
Source: RefSeq, a predicted model, not a curated record
ACUACCCAGUGUUGCUCACCAACAAAGAAGCCCUGUACAUGCUCAGUUUGAUGAAAACAGAGGAAUAUCAGACCUUGUCAGAUUUAUGGCCCGGCGUGAGCUUAUCUCCACUGGGCUUGUGCAGUUUAAUGACCGUCCUGAAUGCUUUAGAGCUUGGAAAGCAUCCUUUAUGAAUUCUAUCAGAGACCUCAGCCUCUCAGCUAGUGAGCAGCUUGACCUUCUUGUAAAAUGGUUAGGCAAGGACUCAUCCGAACAUGCUAGACGCAUAAGAACUGUUCACGUGAAUCACCCAGAACAUGGACUCAGGGCUGUAUGGAAUCGGCUCAAUGAGUACUAUGGUGCACCUGAGGUAAUUGAAAACUCCUUGUUCAAAAGGCUGGAAAGCUUUCCCAAAGUGCAGAACAAGAAUGAGCUCAAACUAAGAGAGCUGGGGGACUUACUGAUGGAAAUACAGGCAGCAAAGGCUGAUGGGGACCUGUUCGGCCUCAGUUAUCUAGACACACCCCGCGGGAUUAACCCUAUUGUGCAGAAACUGCCAUUCUACCUGCAAGAGAAGUGGCUCACAUUAGGUUUUAAUUAUAAGGAACAACAUAGGGUCACCUAUCCCCCAUUCAGCUUCUUUGUGAACUUUGUGUGCCUGCAGGCAAGGAUGCGAAAUGAUCCUGGCUUCAUGCUGGCAGCAUCCAGCAACGAACAGUCUGGUUAUCACAAGCCUGCAUCAAAGUUAGAGAGCCAGAGGGCAGUAGCUGUUCUCAAGACAGGAGUGUCUCCUGAUACCUCACUAACACCUUCUGACUCCCCAUCUGCAAGUAAGUCCACCAGCAGAGAGGACCCAGCGAAACGUUGUCUCUUGCACAACAAGCCCCACCCUCUCCACAAAUGCCGUGGAUUUAGAGAUAAGCCCAUAGAGGAAAGAAAGGCACUCUUAAAGAAACAUGGAGUGUGCUACAAGUGCUGCAAAACCAUACUCCCUGAAAACAUGUGCGGGAACAAUAGAGACUGAAGGUAGACAGGCAUGUGGCUUCAUGGUGGAACCUGUGGAUGGCAGCAUUGUGCUGUCACUGCCACCAUUGAUUGAAUGCAACGAAAUCCCAAACAAUCGGAGGGAAAUUCCCUCACCCGAGGUCGCCUCCAGCCACACCCAUUUGAGACAUCUCGCAAAGCACAUCCCCAAUCUCGACCCACAAGCCCCCAUUUUGCUGUUGUUGGGCAGGGACAUAAUCAGAGCCCACAAGGUGAGAAGACAGGUGAACGGCCCACACAAUGCACCCUACGCCCAAAAACUGGAUCUGGGUUGGGUGAUUGUGGGUGAUGUGUGUAUUGGGGACA